This is a messenger RNA of Penicillium atrosanguineum, 591 nucleotides long. RefSeq lists its product as uncharacterized. The transcript has a single exon. The coding region runs from base 1 to 591 and encodes 196 amino acids. The record is from RefSeq and is a predicted model, not a curated record. Lineage: Eukaryota; Fungi; Ascomycota; Eurotiomycetes; Eurotiales; Aspergillaceae.
AUGAACGAGCUUGAGAACAGACUUUACGGCUUGCCAGACUGGGGAUACGUCAUUUAUCGCACUACCUACACUACUGAAUCCGAUACUGCUUUCCCUCACGCCAUCAGAUACAUUGAGGCCUGCUUAAAAGGUGAAUUUUUCACGGAAGUCACUCAACAACCUCGAUAUAGGAAUAAUGACGUCCCUGCCUACGUUUGGUCCAAAUACCAGUCGACAAUUAUAGAAGACCCGACACAAUUUGAUGGAGCUUCUCUCGAGAUGGUUCGCGCUCAUUUUGAGGCUUGGGUCAAUGGCCAAGGAAAACGUGAUAACUUUAACAAAUAUCGAGUGUGUCUUAUCAUUGACGAGGAAUCUCUCCAAACACUCAAGGAUGCACCAGUGGAGAACGCCGAGAAUGAUGAUGAAUUACGAUUUGUGAAGGCUCUUGAAGCAUUUCCGAUCGUGGAUUCGUUGGACACCUUUCCCGGAUGGAUGAAAUGUUGGACACAGACGAUGUGGUUUCUUUGGGAGAAUAUGGGGGAUGGUGAUGAAAUGAGGCAGCUAUACGAUAUGAUCGAUGGCUCUCCCUUCGAGGGCGUUUUUGGUGGGUGA